Epinephelus fuscoguttatus (brown-marbled grouper) is the source of this 6670-nucleotide messenger RNA. It is a transcript of the gene nrp1a, whose product is annotated as neuropilin 1a. The record is from RefSeq and is a predicted model, not a curated record. NCBI's taxonomy places the organism in Eukaryota, Metazoa, Chordata, Actinopteri, Perciformes, Serranidae. Gene Ontology annotation, biological process: axon guidance; vascular endothelial growth factor signaling pathway; angiogenesis. Gene Ontology annotation, cellular component: membrane. Gene Ontology annotation, molecular function: vascular endothelial growth factor receptor activity; semaphorin receptor activity. The coding region runs from base 924 to 3698 and encodes 924 amino acids. The transcript is spliced from 18 exons.
CUGGCAGGGACUCAAACCCUCUGCAUUUGCAUCAGUGGAGGAGCCGAGAGCGGUGGCGCACUGAGACACGGACUGGAGAAAAAAAAACUUAGAUCAACCGCGACUUCUCUGAUUCUCUGCGUUAUUCCUCAAUAUCAUUUUGAUAUUUUCUGGGACUGCCUGUGCUUUUGCUUCACACUGGCCGGAUUUCACUUGUGACAGCGCUGAAUGAGAGGCAGCGGAACGCGGAGGGAGAGCCGGAGAGAUCAGCGGGGAGGAGACUAGUGUGUACGCGGACAUCAGAGCGAGUCUCCGGGCAGCGGCUGUGCGUCUUUGCGCGGUGGGGACCCAGGACCGAAGUGGACUGCGCUGUGUUUCUCCCCCCUGUGUACAAGAAAAGGGGGUGUCGGGGGAGAAAUAACUUGACUUGCUUUUGUGGAGAAGAUCUGUGUCAUUUUGAACAGAAUCGGAGGAAGCCUAUCGGAUCGUACACUCUGCUCCACGCAUGUUGGAAGUGGACAGAGGAGGGCUGCGGGUUUGCGAGUCCUCAACACGCAGCCAAGGAUUACCUCCUGCCCGGGCAUCAUUUGACGGAGUAACAACGCAAUAAUUAAACAAAAGAAAAAGGAGUGGGUGAUUUCUUCAUAUAUCUUGGCUUCUUUGGAGAGGAUAUGGCACGGUGGGCGCUGGAGAGAAGAGCGCAGCCGGCACAGGCGAGAGGAAACAGGAGCUGAAUGACAGGAUGCCAGCGACCUGAGCCCGCACUCAGAUCACUUCCAACUUCGUUCAAAGAGACACUUCUGCUUUAUUUUGCCAAGCUCAGAGGAGGAGAGAAGAAUAUUUGCCCAAAAGAAAACCUGUCGGAGGAGUUUAAUUUCGGAUUUUCCUUUUUCUUUUUUUCUUUUUUAUAUGCGUAAUUUAAUUAUUUUGGUGAGAAAACAAGGAUGCAUUGUGGAUUAGUCUUUCUCCUGUUCAUGGGAAUCCUUUUGGUGGUCAAGGCUUUCAAAAACGAUAAAUGUGGAGGCAACAUCAGAAUCUCAACCGCCAACUACCUCACCUCUCCCGGAUACCCCUUGUCUUACCCGCCUUCUCAGAGAUGCGUGUGGGUGAUAACGGCGCCUGGUCCUCACCAGCGGAUCCUCAUCAACUUCAAUCCGCAUUUCGAUCUGGAGGACCGGGAGUGCAAGUAUGACUAUGUGGAGGUGCGAGACGGUGUGGACGAGAGCGGUCAGCUAGUGGGGAAGUACUGCGGGAAGAUCGCUCCCUCUCCGGUCGUCUCCUCCGGAAACCAGCUCUUCAUCAAGUUCGUGUCUGACUACGAGACGCACGGAGCAGGUUUCUCCAUCCGAUAUGAGAUCUUCAAGACAGGUCCUGAGUGCUCCAGGAACUUCACCUCCAACAGCGGUGUCAUAAAGUCGCCAGGCUUCCCGGAGAAAUACCCCAACAACCUGGACUGCACUUUCAUGAUCUUCGCCCCAAGGAUGUCCGAGAUCAUCUUGGAGUUCGAGAGCUUUGAGCUGGAGCCCGACCCGACGCCCCCUACUGGUGUUUUCUGCCGUUAUGACAGACUAGAGAUCUGGGAUGGCUUCCCUGGAGUCGGUCCUUACGUUGGGAGGUACUGUGGGCAGAACACCCCAGGCAGGAUCAUCUCCUACACAGGCAUCAUGGCACUGACAAUCAACACUGACAGCGCCAUUGCGAAGGAAGGCUUUUCGGCCAACUUCACCGUCAUUGAAAGGACUGUUCCAGAGGACUUUGACUGUAGCGACCCUCUGGGAAUGGAAUCAGGGGAGAUAACAUCAGACCAAAUCAUGGCGUCGUCCCAGUACAACCCUUCCUGGUCCCCCGAGCGCUCCAGACUCAACUACUAUGAGAAUGCGUGGACGCCAGCAGAGGACUUGAACAAAGAGUGGAUACAGGUGGACCUCGGGUUCUUGCGGUUCGUCUCAGCCAUCGGGACCCAGGGCGCCAUUUCCCAGGAGACACGGAAGAUCUACUAUGUCAAGUCCUACAAAGUGGACGUCAGCUCCAAUGGAGAGGACUGGAUCACCUUGAAGGAAGGCUCCAAACAAAAGGUUUUCCAAGGCAACACCAACCCAACAGACGUUGCUAAGACAAUGCUGCCCAAACCCACGCUGACGCGCUUCGUCCGGAUCCGUCCGGUUACCUGGGAAACAGGCAUCGCGCUGCGCUUCGAGGUGUAUGGAUGUAAGAUAUCAGAGUACCCGUGCUCGGGCAUGCUGGGCAUGGUAUCAGGUUUGAUCACCGACAACCAGAUCACUGCAUCCUCGCACACGGACCGGAGCUGGGUACCAGAGAACGCCCGCCUGCUGACCAGCAGGACCGGGUGGACCCUGCUGCCGCAGCCCCAGCCUUUCACCAGCGAGUGGCUGCAGGUGGAUCUUGGCGAGGAGAAGCUGGUGAAGGGGAUGAUCAUCCAGGGAGGGAAGCACCGUGAGAACAAAGUCUUCAUGAAGAAGUUUCGCUUCGGCUAUAGCAACAAUGGGUCCGACUGGAGGAUGGUGUUGGACACCAGCGGGAACAAGCCAAAGAUAUUUGAAGGAAACAGCAACUACGACACACCUGAGCUCAGGACAGUGGAGCCCCUGCUGACCCGUUUUGUCAGGAUUUACCCAGAGAGGGCCACUCCUGCUGGCAUGGGCCUGCGACUUGAGCUCCUGGGCUGCGAGAUUGAAGCUCCCACACUCCCGCCUACCACACUAGUCCCGAGCACCACUCCUUCCGACGAGUGCGACGACGACCAGGCGAGCUGCCACAGCGGCACAGGUGAUGACUACGACGUGACAGGUGGUACCACGAUGCCAGAGACCACUACUGCUGAAGUGGAUACCAUCCCAGCUUUUCUGUGGUUUGCCUGUGACUUCGGCUGGGCCAAUGACCCGUCCUUCUGCAGCUGGACAUCAGAGGACACCGGGUCUAGGUGGCAGAUCCAAUCCAGCGGCACCCCCACUCUUAACACUGGGCCUAACAUGGACCACACAGGUGGAUCAGGGAACUUCAUCUACACCUUGGCGACAAGUCCCCAAGAGACCGAGGUGGCUCGGCUGGUCAGCCCCAUGGUCAGCUCCCCGGACUCAGACCUGUGCGUGUCCUUUUGGUACCACAUGUUCGGGCCGCACAUUGGCACGCUGCAUAUCAAACAGCGCAAACAGACAGUUGACGGACCGGCCGACAUCCUGCUGUGGACAGUCAGUGGUCACCAAGGCAACCGCUGGAGGGAAGGCCGUGUCCUUGUGCCCCGCACUAACAAACCCUAUCAGGUGGUGAUCGAAGGUCUGGUGGAGAGAAAUAGCUGGGGAGACAUUGCUGUGGAUGACAUUAAGGUUCUCAAUGGACUCAGCAUGGGGGAGUGUAAAGAUCCUGACGUACCCACAGAGCCGAUGCUACCAGAAGAUCACAUCAAUGAUAUCCUUGAGGAAAUCACUGAAUACCCAGACUUUGUGGAAACCAAUCAGAUCAGCGGAGCGGGCAACAUGCUGAAGACACUCGACCCCAUCCUCAUCACUAUCAUUGCCAUGUCUGCCCUGGGAGUCUUCCUAGGCGCCAUCUGCGGCGUGGUCUUGUACUGCGCCUGCUCACACGGAGGCAUGUCGGACAGGAACUUAUCAGCCCUGGAGAACUAUAACUUUGAACUAGUGGACGGUGUCAAGCUAAAGAAGGACAAACUUAACGUACAGAGCUCGUACUCAGAGGCGUGAGCUUGGACUGAGUGUGUUCGGUGUGACUGUAUGACGCGCAGAGCUCACAGAGUGCGCACAAGACUUGCUACAGGCAUAUCCUCCCGUAUAUCCACGAGUAGGUAGGCUCAAAGGACUGCCGACGCCCUCAACUUGCUGGAUGAGGGACAGGUUCAGGAACCAAUGGGAGGUUUGGACUGAUCCACGCUUUUCUCAGGAGCUGCAGUAAAAAGAACCUACCAGUAGGGGACACUGUGUACAAAUAAAAUACAGAAAAAAAAUAUGUACAGAUGAUUUAGAUGAUAUUUUAAUUUUCUAUUUUGAUUUUCAUUCAUUUUUACAAUCGGAUGCUGGUGUUGAGACCAAUUUAUUAAUAAUGUUUAAAGUAUUUAUCGUUUUCUGGGAAAGAAAUGGUUUUUUUUAUUAUUAUCAGUUCAUGAAGGCUGUUUAUUUUCAACUUUUGAAAGAGACGUAUCAAAAUCCUAAAUGAACCAUAUCCGGCAAAAACUGUAGAUUUGCCCGUGGCGUGGCAUACAGGGUGUGCCCAUAACCCAUGACCCUGAAACAUGUACCCUUUCCCCUUCGACCUCUGUCACUCUAAAGUGAGGGUCCUAUUCAUGGCAAUGUAUGGUUCUGACAGUGCCUUUAGUACAUUUCGGUUGGCCUCCUCUGUUGAUCCGGGUGUUUUUUACUGUACUUGGCUUAAGUUAUGACGACAGGAAACAGGGGCACAUUAUCUUAUAAAUACCUGCAGAACGGGGUUACAGUCGAUCACAGCGCUUUGUUUUGUUCUUUUGUUGUUUUCUGUCCAAAAACCACACACUGUAAAUAAGUUUUAAUAUAUUUUAUUGCCCUUUUUAAAGAAAGUAAAAAGGAAAAAAGCUGCAGUAUCCCUUUUUUCAUGGGUUUGUUUGUGUGUGUAAAUACAAUCUUCUGACUGUUUUGUGGAAGGUGCAGUGUUACGAUUUUUAAUUUUCAAAUUGCUUUUUACUCAGACGAGUAAGAUUUGUGUGAUAUUACAGUGAUCUCAAUGUGCAUUCAAGCCAUCCGUCAUCAAAAACGCCCAAUUCACGAAAACCACCGAAGGACAAAUGAAUCAGAAGGUAACAAAAAACAAAAAAAAAAGCUAUCACGACGAACUCUUUUUCAAAUAAUCUCAUGUCUUCAUUAUAUCUCAGCUGUGACUGGUCACCAAACAUUCACAUCAAUUGUUAAUGGCAGAGGAGGUGAUUAAAUAUGUCAAAUGUCUGCCAGCAUACCAAAAAAAACCAACAAUCAACAUUGCUUUGCUUCAGCUAACACUUAGCCUAGCCUGUCACCUCCAAACGUCACUGUGGAUUGUUCACUGAAGAAGUGCUAUCUGGACAAUGCAGCUUGAAUGCACUUUGUUACUGAUCCCCUCGUGAUAGGAGCCUAUCAUCAGAGGGGUAAACACACUAACUGAAGAAUGGUGCUAUCAUUACUUUAGCCAGACACGUUUGUCUCAUGAUUAAAAAAAAGAAAAAGAAAGAAACAACCCAGUUUGUAUUGUUCACAUGCUGUAUUGUAGCUUAAGGCCUCUCGGACCGCAAAGAGUUUUUACGUGUUUCACGUGUAGCAGCCAUAACGUUGUGAUGUCAGAGCUGAUGUCAUUAGGAUGGGACACUGGUACAGCGGGGGAUGGAGUGGCGUCACCUGAAUCAGGUCACCUGGCCUCCCCUCCGCGGCUUUACCAAAGGAUGGUUGCCCCCUUCUUGUUCACUGGGGGGUUCUCACUCACACACUAAAGUACUAUAAGACCACGGCUCACCAGUGGUCAUCACUCACAAAGGAACACUUGCUUGAGCGCCAGCAGAGGAAAUCAGGACGACAGGACGCUUGUAGAGAAGAGCAAUGUGUGUUUUUUCUAUCUCUUUUUAAGCUUAAAAGAAGCGCAAAUAUCACCUCAGCGUGAACUCUUCAAAUCUCUGGUGAGACUCUUGUUUGCAGAUGGAUGGAUGGGGUGAUCCCACCACGAGACACGACAAGGGGAAGAGACUCUGUGUGAACUCCCUGUGAGAGCGACAGUAUCAGGACACAAGGGCCCACAGGACCGUAACCCUUUUUUUCCGCACCACAAUCAAACAAUCAAAAACUUGAUCCUGAGAAGGGUGGCGUCUUUUACAUCUGUGUGCUUUGUGUGUCGUGCCGUGGUGAACACAUUCUCAGCUUGUUCUUUUUUCAGAUUUGACCUCCCACUCCUCUUCGACCUCUACACCUUUCCGUCUGCGCUCUCAGCUAUGGAGGACUGUAGUUCCGGCGACGUCUGCUAAACUAGAGAAAAAGGAUACUGUAGCGUGGACUCAAAACAAACAAUGUUGCACUGAUAAAUAUAUUUAAGAGGUUUAUGUGUUUAUAGCGUUCAUUUGCAAAAAAGAAAAACAGAAGAAAUUCAAAAACAAAAAACACGUGUUCAUUUCUUUCAUCUUUUUUAUAUUAUAUAUAUAUAAAUAUAGUUUCAGAUUAUGUGAUAUAAUUCUGAAAUGUAAAAAUAUUAAGAUGUUUUCAUUAUUGAAAAAGGCAUAAAAGAUUUUCCAACAGUAAUGUCCCUCCCUGUCCAUUUACAUGGCAUAUUAACGCUUCGUUUUGUACUGUCAUUCAAAUUUUGUGCAGAUUUUGUUUUGUUUUUUACAAGAACAAGAAAAUAAGACUUUUAUUUUCAAUACUGCUUCUGUAAUUUGCUGUUGUAGGAAAAAAUGAAUAAACAGCAAGGCCUUAAAAAGAAAAGGGAAUAUUUGUGUUGUGAUCCAGAGUCUGAAACGCCACCUCGUCUCAGUCAGAUCGACAUCACAGCUGUGCUGUAAAGGGUUAACCAGCAGCCUCAGGAGCGGCUCUUUGAAGCGACAUCUGCUUUUUGCAUCAAAGUAAUGUGGAAGUACUUUUACAGCAAGACAGUGAUGUAAACAAGAGGGUUUUGUCUCUUCCUGUCUCACAGCCAUCGCUUUCCAAAGAUAUGAAUAAAAGGCAUCUUCAUA